Molecule: messenger RNA, 2559 nt
Organism: Penicillium riverlandense
Lineage: Eukaryota; Fungi; Ascomycota; Eurotiomycetes; Eurotiales; Aspergillaceae
Exons: 5
Cellular component (GO): plasma membrane
Molecular function (GO): calcium-activated cation channel activity
Source: RefSeq, a predicted model, not a curated record
AAUCCCAACAGUGACCCGAAUGUCGGCUCAUCUCGUGGCGGCCCCCAGUCGACCACGGGCGAAUUGGCUGCUGGGGCCACUGGUGCCAGUGGCUCGUCGCUCUCGGCAUUUGUGACGACUUUGGUCCCGGCGUUGAUUAUUGCCGUCUUUUGGUUUCUAUUGUUUCUGGUCUGCCGACGAACACAGCGCCGAUGGUAUGCACCGAGAUCCCACCUGCCGGAUCUCCAUGAUCACCAGCGGAGUCCAGAAUUGCCGACAGGCUGGAUCAAUUGGUUUGGGACCUUUUUCAAGAUGGAGGACAAUCAUGUUCUUCAUCACUCCUCCUUGGAUGGGUAUUUGUUCCUGCGGUUCCUGCGCAUGCUGUGCACGAUAUCCUUUGCCGGAAUUCUCAUCACAUGGCCCAUUCUGCUCCCGAUCCAUGCCACUGGCGGCAAUGGGAACAGCCAGCUCGACCUUCUCAGCUUCAGCAAUAUCGCGAACCCCACUAAGUACUAUGCGAAUGUCUUGGUGGCAUGUGUCUACUUCACGUUUGUGUUCUACGUGGUGACCCGGGAGAGCCUGUUCUAUGCGAAUCUGCGGCAGGCCUACCUUAACUCCCCCGCCUACUCCUCUCGAAUGUCGUCGAGAACGGUGCUCUUCAUGAAUGUGCCACCCGACUACAGGAACGAAAAAAAGCUGCGACAAGUAUUUGGUGAUUCAAUCCGUCGGAUCUGGAUAACAUCAGAAUGCAAGGAGCUCGACAAGCUGGUCACCCAACGGGACAAAUUCUCUUACAAACUAGAAGGAGCCGAAACCAAGCUGAUCCGAAGGGCGAACAAGUACCACAUUGAUGCUUUGAAGAAAGGGGACAUGUCUGCCGACACAUGCCAGGAUUGUGAGUCGAACGAUCCAUUUGCGAACAUCACUGUCAAGCGCCCCACCCACCGGCUCAAACUAUUAUUUGGCAAAAAAGUUGACUCUAUCCACUGGUAUCGGUCGGAACUGGCCAGGGUGACCGAGGAGGCUACACUUCUCCAACAGAAGCACCUCGAAGGCGAAGCUAAGCAAUUGUCUGCAGUUUUUAUCGAAUUUGGCUCGCAAUCUCAAGCUCAGGUUGCGCUGCAGACUCUAUCUCACCAUCAGCCCUUCCACAUGGCACCACGCUUCAUUGGUAUCUCGCCACAAGAGGUUGUGUGGGGGGCAUUGAAUCUCAGCUGGUGGCAACGUAUUGUUCGCCGGUUUGCGGUCCAGGGAGGGAUCGCUGCACUAGUCAUCUUCUGGUCGUUUCCCGCUGCCAUCGUCGGUGCCAUCUCGAACAUUACCUACCUUUGCAAGCUUCUUCCCUUCCUGAGGUGGAUUCUCGACCUCCCCUCUGUUCUGAAGGGUGCUAUUCAAGGACUGUUGCCGUCGGCUGCCCUGGUUUUGCUGAUGUCUUUGGUGCCGAUUAUCUGUCGAAUCUGCGCUCGAAAAUCAGGAGUGCCGUCACUGGCGCGAGUGGAGCUUUUCACUCAAAGCGCCCAUUUCGUCUUCCAAGUGGUGCAAGUCUUCCUGGUGACCACUCUAACAUCGGCUGCGUCGGCGGCCACAGAGCAGAUUAUCAAGAAUCCCCUUUCUGCCAAGGACCUUCUGGCCAAGAAUCUCCCCAAAGCGACCAAUUUUUACAUUUCGUAUUUCCUCCUGCAGGGACUGAGCACCAGCUCUCUUGCUCUGGUCCAAGUUGGCAGCGCCGUGGUGUUUAAAUUUAUCACCACCUUCUUUGCAUACUCUCCGCGCCGUCUUUUCCAGCGUUGGGCAGAGCUCGGCGGCGUGAGCUGGGGAAAUGUCUUCCCCGUUUUUACCAAUAUGGGUGUGAUUGCAUUGACAUACUCCUGCAUCGCGCCGCUAAUUCUCGCUUUUUCCUUCCUUGGCCUGUAUUUGGUGUACCAAGCCUACCGAUAUAAUUUCCUGUUUGUAUACGACCUCAACAUCGACACCAAGGGUCUCGUGUACCCACGAGCGCUGCAACAUCUACUCACCGGCGUCUAUCUGGCUGAAAUCUGCAUGAUCGGCUUAUGUGCAAUUAAAGGUGCCAUUGGGCCCGUGAUCAUCAUGGCACUAUUUACCAUUGGGACAGUUUUGGCUCAUAUGUCCCUCAACGAAGCAGUAGCCCCGCUCAACACCUAUCUGCCGCGGACCCUGGAUGCAGAAGAGGAAGAAAUGCAAGCAAAGGAAGAUGCCGUGGCCGAGAUCAAUGAAUCGCGCCGCAAAUCACGGCGCGGCGCGGCAAUCUGGAAUUGGUUCCACCCGGACGUGCACAAAGACUACGCCAAACUAUGCCGCAAGGUGCGGCGCAACAUUGCCCAAGUCGAGUAUACUCCAGAGGAGAUGAGCACAGCGUACUACGAACCGUGCAUCUCGUCGCCUCCGGCGACGCUCUGGAUUCCGCGUGACAGGUGGGGAUUCAGUCAGCACGAAGUCAGUGAGACGAAACGUAUUAUUCCCAUUACGGAUGAGGGUGCCCAUCUGGAUGAAAAGAACAAGAUCAUCUGGGAUAAAUACGACCCUCAUCUCCCAUUGCGGGAGAGGAAGACUCUUUAUUAA